AGAAUACUCCUAAUCUCCUACCAACAGCCUUUCCAAGGACCAACAGAAUAGGGAACCUUGGAACUACUACGUGUAGUAUUAUUGCCGUAUUAACAGCAUGAUGCUUACCCCUAAUGGCUAUAGAUACCCACCCGGUAGUGUACCUAUCACCUAGAUAAUGUAGGUAGAUAUAUUCCAUUUCCAACAUGGAACAGCGAGUUCCGGAUGCAUUCCCCCCUAUCCUUGUAUUAUGUCUAUGUACCCUGUUACCGCUUAGUAGACAAUUUGCUUGACAAUGGCCCCCAUAUCGAUUCAGCAGGAAGAUAUCUCGAUUAUCACAGUUGCCAAACGAAUCCUAUCUUUGUCUUCACAGAUCUGCUUUUAUCUGAUUGCCAAUUCGUUUCCUGAACCAAGUUUUACGGCAGAUGAAGGGGAUGUCCCAGAGACUCCUGAAUAUGAAGCCCUUCGCGCACCUUUGAAUGAUGCGUUGCAUGACAUAUUUCGUCUAGUCAACGGACCGAAGAACACGCUGAAGGAGCUCAUCUUCUCACACUAUGACCUCGCAGCUCUGCAAGUUGCCCUUGACCGUGGAUUUUUCAACCAUGUUCCUCUGCCCAAGGCCUCUUCAUCGACGAGCAUCAUGAAGUCGAGCGAAGCUGAGAUUGCGCAGAAAACAGGCAUGGACGAAGGUCGUACAGGCCGGAUCCUGAAAAUGCUAGCGACACAUCGCAUCUUUAAAGAAGUCGAGGAUGAGCCUGGGAGCUUUAUGCAUACAGCUAACUCAGCGUUUCUUUCUCGAAACCCUGAGUUCUAUGCCGCAGCUGAUAUGCAGAUGGAUGACAUGUUCAAAGUUGCGUGCGAGGCAUCAGCCAUGAUUUCCAGUUCACCGUUUGACUUGGAUAUAUCGCGGUCAGUCUUUCAUCAGAGAUAUGGUACCUCAAUGUACCAAUACUAUGAACAGAGGCCAGGAAAGGCACAGAGGUUUGCCAAGGCUAUGGGCAGCUGGUCUCGACUAAAUCGGCACAUCGAUGAGCUAUACGAUGGCUUUCCAUGGGAAUCCUUGAAGACCGGAAAAGUUGUUGACAUCGGUGGUGGGAAUGGACACACUUCUGUCGAACUCGCACGCAUGUUCCCCUCACUUCAAUUCAUCGUUCAAGACAUCUCACCCCAUAUGCUUUCUCAGGCGCAUCAAGAUGUUGGCGACCGUGUCACUUUUCAGCAGCACGACUUCUUCAACCCGCAGCCCGUUCACGACGCAUCCGCUUUCAUCAUACGUCAGUGCCUUCACAACUACAACGAUAAGGAUGCGGUCAAAAUAGUUCGGGCGGUCGUUCCGGCUCUGAAGCGAUGCGGCCGCGGUACUCCGUUGCUCAUCAGCGAUAUAAUCUUACCCGAGAGCGGCACGACCACCAGGUUUCAAGAGCAUCACUUGAGACAGAUCGACCUCUGUAUGAUGGUGCUGCAUGGCGCCAAGGAGAGGAGCAAGGAAGAUUUCGAGAAGAUAAUCAAAGAAGCAGACCAGCACCUGGAGAUUGUGAAUAUGUGCAGAAACCCAAUGGGCAUAGGCUUGCUUGAGGUUCGGUUGAACGUUGAGUAGGUAAGCGAGGGCGAGAUACAGCCACGGUCAUUUAAAUUUUCAACAGGCUCCCUAAGUUGGACAUUCUGAAGCAUUUGUGGUAUGAUUGCCUAAACGUCCGCGAUAGGAACAUGUAAGUUGUUUAAACAUGAUGUCAAUUCGACCUGUAAGUACCUACCUAGGUAUCAAAACAUGUUCCACUAUCCUAGAGGGCGUCGUUUCGAAGGAGAUACUUGUUCAUUGGCCUCAUGAGUGACUUGGACUUAUUCCGAGAAAGGGCGA
This is a messenger RNA of Annulohypoxylon maeteangense, 1837 nucleotides long. RefSeq names its product O-methyltransferase-domain-containing protein. Lineage: Eukaryota; Fungi; Ascomycota; Sordariomycetes; Xylariales; Hypoxylaceae. The coding region runs from base 275 to 1576 and encodes 433 amino acids. Gene Ontology annotation, molecular function: O-methyltransferase activity. The record is from RefSeq and is a predicted model, not a curated record. The transcript has 3 exons.